UGGGGACUUGGAUACGCUCAGACAGUUUGCGGUGAUUCCUUCGACGGAGCGGUUGCAGCCACGGGGCAAGAGCUGGUCGGAAAAUCCGAAAGAAACGAAGUCCACUUCGUGUCUUUUAGAAACACGGGAGCAUCCCAGAAAUAAAGACGCUGAUUGAAUUACAAAUCGGCCAACGACCAUCCAACGAAUUAGCCAAAGAUAAGGACCCAACGGGUAUAAAGAUGUGAGAAGGAUAGACGUAUGGAUUGCCAAACAAGUUGAUGUGGUUAGAAAAAGUUUCGCUCAAGUGUUGUUAAGUGCUGGAAAGUUUGCCGUGAUAGUUAAGUGCGCUCGUAACUGAAACUCGGCCGAUUCGGUGGCCUCACACGUUGGCAUUUUCCGCAGAAACUUUUCGGCCACCCCUCGCCCUUCGCUCACUCUACCACCCCCCCCACCACCACCCGUAAAAUACUUGUACUCUCUACGUUCUUUCGGGGGCCUGUCAAAAUGUUUUGGACUGAACUUUUCGGGCAGGCUCCACACAAUUGAAGUUUUGACAACAAAAUUUAGUUAAGCAAAGCUGCCGCGGUUUCAUAUUCUGUUCCCAUUUUUUUCUCGCCGUGCUCGUCCUGACUGCAGGCUGCAGUAAAAACUGAAAACUGAAAUUCGAGAAAAAAAUUUUGAAAGAACUUUUUUCAGAGGCUGUCGAUCCUUGUUGGGUUAACAAACGUGAACUCCUGCAAAGUGCACAGAUUGAACGUGUGAUGUGAAUGCUCAACUAUGGAUCUGAAGACUGGCUCACUUCUGGUAGCGCCCGCCGUUAAAAACUCUAGCUGCUCGCAUCCGCGCUACUCGGGCCACAACUUCAUCGCUCACAUUGGAAUCGCGGAGACCAUCGAAGCGGUUCUCAUCCUGGUUCUGACUCUCGGGGUAAUUGGGGCCAACUGUCUGGUCAUCUUCGUCAUUAACAAUCGUCGGUAUGCCGCCUAUAUUCAUCAACAGCCACGUUAUCUUCUCACCUCCCUGGCCCUGAAUGACCUAACAAUCGGCCUGUUAAUUACACCAUUUGGCCUAAUGCCAGCACUGUUUCAUUGUUGGCCAUACGGAGAGAUCUUUUGUCAGAUACAGGCUCUGCUCCGCGGCGCGCUUUCCCAGCAGAGCGCUGUUAUCCUUGUUUGCAUGGCCGUCGAUAGAUACAUGUGUGCCCUGCAUCCUCGGCGCUACUAUCAGCACUCUAGCAAGAAGGGCUGUGUCGCCAUAUUGAGCUUAACCUGGAUUAUCAGUCUCACCGUGUUUGGCUUCCUAGUGCUGCCCAAAGGCUACUAUUUCAACAAUACGGGUCUAAUGGCCUGCGAGCCCUUCUACAGCAAGCCAUCGUACAGGAUAUUAUCGACGUGUGCCCUCUACUUUCCCACGACAAUGGUGCUGAUGUACUGCUACGGUUCCAGCUUCCACAUGAGCCGCUUUCGGCUCAACGAUCCCACCAUGCCCCUCACAGCAGCUGUCCACCAUCCCCACCCACAUCCGCAUCCUGCCGCCGCCCAGCUGCAGCACCUGCAACAGCAGCACUCGCAUCUCUACCACGGCCACUCGCAUCCCCACCAGCAUCCGCAUCCCCAUCCCCAUCAUCUUCAGCAUCAGCACCAGCACCCCCACCAUCCGGGCCCCGUAAUGGGGCACCUUGGAAUGGCGAUGGGCAUGGGACUGGCCGGCAUGCCGAACAUGACAAACAAGAUUACCAAAAAGAUGGUUCCCAUCCAAGAGAAAAACUCCAGCGGCAACACUUCACGUUCCAUGGCAGCCAUCUCGCUGGGAUUCAUUGUGAUGGUCACUCCUUGGACCAUUCAGGAGAUAGUCACCGCCUGCACUGGCUCCAAGUUGCCCCCGUUCCUGGAUUUUCUCGUCACCUGGACGGCUCUGAGCAAUAGUUUGUGGAAUCCAUUCAUGUACUGGCUGCUGAACUCUGAUUUCCGGAGGUUGAGUCGUCAGCUGAUGCCCAACAAGUGUUUCCCCCAUGAGGAUACGCCGGAGCACAAAUCAGGCUGUUGUCACAUCAAUGCAAACGAUUUUGAAAUCACAACGCUGCCGAUGCCCCCGGAGCCGCCGUCCUCCCGUCCGCCGCCGGGAAAUGGCAGUGGUGGCGGUACGGGCGGUGGCAGCGGCUCCACUACGGCCGCAGGAGGCGGCGGCGCCGGUGGCGGUGGAGGCGUGACCAGUUCUAUUGGGGGCUCUGUUCUGGGCAUAUGCGCGCGCUCGCGGGCCAAUAGUUUGAGCCGCAGUGCCUCCCAGUAUAUCCGGGGCACGAUGGGCGGCCACAUCCACGCCCACGCGCAGGGUACAGAGUCGUACUCUACCAACCGACCGGAUAUCGAAGGACUGUCUGAGAAGUAUUGGGGCGAAAUCCUAGAGCGGACUGUUAGUUCCGGGAAUCUGAACGCCAUGCAGAAGAACCUGCCCCACCUGCCGUAUUCCACCCACCCCCACCACAUCCACCAGCUGCAUCAGCCGCAGCAGCACAACCACCAAACCCAGCAGCAGACAACCUCCUUCAGCAAAGCCAGUGAUCUGCACCUGAAUCUCUCCCAGUCCACCACUGCAUCUGAGCUGGGUAAGUUCUCCAACUCGGAGCCGAAGCUGUGCGAGCAUCUCUUCCACGACGUCCACUGCGCCAAGAGCAAGGCAGCCGCAAUGGCGGCCGCGAACGGAGGGGCCCUCGACCUGGACUCGUCCGCCAAGCUGUCCUGCGGGCGGAGCAUUCCGGAUAUUUAGUACGCAGAGGACGUGAUCCUGGCCAACAGCCAGCAAUUGGCGCGCCAGGCCAAGUGCUCCCACCACCCCCUCCACCAGCAGGCCAGGGUGCGGGGCAACCUCUUCGGGGGGCAGCAGCAGCACACGGGAAGCCUGCGUCUGAGCCGGAUCCGGGCCGGCUGUCACAGUCCGCCACCGGAUAAGGCCAGCUUCCCGAUGGCUGAGUACCGCAAGUAGUCGGUAAAAAAUAAAAGCGAAGGUAUAACCGCAGCAAGUUUUGGGGAGUGAGAACGAAAA
Molecule: messenger RNA, 3024 nt
Organism: Drosophila ananassae
Lineage: Eukaryota; Metazoa; Arthropoda; Insecta; Diptera; Drosophilidae
Product: beta-3 adrenergic receptor
Exons: 9
Coding region: 760-2748 (662 amino acids)
Biological process (GO): neuropeptide signaling pathway
Cellular component (GO): membrane
Molecular function (GO): corazonin receptor activity
Source: RefSeq, a predicted model, not a curated record